Molecule: messenger RNA, 1255 nt
Organism: Herpailurus yagouaroundi (jaguarundi)
Lineage: Eukaryota; Metazoa; Chordata; Mammalia; Carnivora; Felidae
Gene: PRICKLE4
Product: prickle planar cell polarity protein 4
Exons: 7
Coding region: 101-1231 (376 amino acids)
Molecular function (GO): zinc ion binding
Source: RefSeq, a predicted model, not a curated record
CAGGCGCUGAGGCCUCGGGGUGGGGACUAAGUGGAGGCCCGACGACGGGGUCUGUCAAGAACGGCCCGGACACCGGCGCGCAGCGAGGACUUUGUCACCAAUGUCAGUGCUGAACUCUGGCUGGCCCCACCGAGGGGAGAGCCUCACCCCUUGGGAGCUAGGUCCGCCAGCCGACUCAGACACUGACCCAGGCCACUUGCCCAAGGAGGAUCCUGAGGAAACUUCUGAGCAGGACCCUGAAAUUCUGAGCUUGGGGCUUCCUGGCUUGGACACCAACUGGGCCCCCAACCAGCCUGGGCUUCGGAUCCUCCUGCAGCAGCUGCCUCCACAGGACAGCGACGAGCGCUACUGCCUGGCCCUUGGGGAGGAUGAGCUGGCAGAGCUGCGGCUCUUCUGUGCUCAGAGGAGGCGGGAGGCCCUGGGACAGGGGGUGGCCCUCCUGGUACCUCCCGAGCUGCCAGAACACACCUGCGAGAAGUGCAGGGAGCGGCUGAGGCCAGGGGAGUACGGAGUGUUCGCAGCCCGGGCAGGGGAGCGGCGCUACUGGCACCGGGCUUGCUUUGCCUGCCAGGCCUGCGGCCAGGCCCUGAUAAACCUCAUCUACUUCUACCACGACGGGAGUCUUUACUGCGGCCGCCAUCACGCAGAGCUGCUGCGGCCGCGCUGCCCGGCUUGUGACCAGCUGAUCUUCUCCCGGCGCUGCACCGAGGCGGAGGGACGGCGCUGGCACGAGAACCACUUCUGCUGUCAGGACUGCGCCGGGCCCUUGGGCGGGGGACUUUAUGCCCUGCCGGGGGGCGGCCCCUGCUGCCCCAGCUGCUUUGAGAGUCGCUAUUCGGUUUCCGGCUCGAGCCGGGCCCAGACACUGGAAGGGGAGGCGGGUGUUGACAGAGUUGAAGAAAGGGACCGCACCCCGCUGGAUGCCGCUACGGUCUCCCGAGCUGCCCUUCUCGCCGCUGCCCCCCGCUCCAGUCUGGAAACCCAGAGGGAGCUGCUUGGAUCCAGUCCAAGGCAGCAGCGUCGAACGGGGGACAAGGUGGAGGCACCCACAGGGCGGGAGCAGGGCCGCCUGGAGACGCCCCUCGAUGCCUGCCCCACCUGCUCCUCUUCUUCUGACUCGGAACCCGAAGGCUUUUUCUUAGGCCAGCGUCUUCCCGGGCCCUGGAAGACCCCCAGAAGCCUCCAAGCUGGGGACAGCGACACCUCCAGGAAGCACUGCACCAUUUGCUAGUGGCGCAGCCCGGAGAUGGGGGAG